AGUUAGAUGCUCUCGUUGACAUUGGUGUCGCCAUUCUCAAAAACCCUGAUCUCAUGAAAUUACUCCUUCAAUUACUUCCCCAAAUUCAUUCAUAGGGAAAAGAUGCUAUGUUCUGGUCGAAUUCUAUCCAUCUCUCACUCCACCGCGCCGUUUGAUUCAUCGGGAUCGAGGCGGUUCCUCCACAGAAAGCUCCAACCCAUCGUGAAAUGGCCGUCCAAGGCGUCGGACGCAGGCUCCUCCUCAUUUUCCGCAUCCGAUGAUAAGACUUCCGUUCCGUUUUGCAUAAUAGAAGGACCCGAGACGGUUCAGGAUUUCGCGAAAAUGGAAUUACAGGAGAUUCAGGAUAAUAUUCGAGGUCGGAGAAAUAAGAUAUUUUUGCUAAUGGAAGAGGUUCGUCGGCUUAGAAUACAGCAAAGGAUUAAAAACACCGAGCUUGGGAUUGUAAAAGAAGAGCAAGAAAAUGAGCUUCCAAACUUCCCAUCUUUCAUUCCGUUUUUACCUCCUUUGAACUCCACAAACCUUAAGCAGUACUAUGCUACUUGCUUUUCUCUUAUAGCGGGGUUCAUGCUUUUUGGUGGACUUCUAGCACCCACUCUGGAGCUAAAACUUGGAAUUGGAGGGACUUCAUACAGUGAUUUUAUCAGUAGUAUGCAUCUUCCAAUGCAGUUGAGUGAAGUUGAUCCCAUUGUGGCUUCUUUCUCGGGUGGAGCAGUUGGAGUAAUAUCUGCUUUGAUGGUGGUGGAGAUAAACAAUGUAAAGCUGCAGGAGCAUAAGAGAUGCAAGUACUGUCUCGGCACAGGAUAUCUUGCAUGUGCUCGUUGUUCAAGUACUGGCUCUCUUGUUCUUAUUGAACCAGUCUCAACGUAUAAUGGUGGGGAUCAGCCAUUGUCACCACCUAAGACAGAGAGGUGCUCCAAUUGUUUGGGGGCAGGAAAGGUCAUGUGCCCUACCUGUCUAUGCACAGGGAUGGCUAUGGCGAGUGAGCAUGAUCCAAGGAUUGACCCCUUCGACUGAUUUUCUUGGCGGUAUGACUGCUAAAUUGUGAAUCUUUUCAUCCACCACAGUUUACCACAUUUGAUCCUAACGUUGUCUGAGAUAUAUCUAUCAUUGAGUUAGGUGAGAGUCACAACCUGCAUAGACUCUUUGGACUCAGUUGUAAAAUAUUGAACAAUCUCUCGCAUGAAUUGAAAGAUUAAAAUCCUACCUUGUGAGUUUGACUACAAAAUUUAGAUACAAGCGUAAUGACUAUACAUGUAUGGUUGUUGCAACCGGAAACACAUUAUAACUCGUUGUAUGUUUUGUACCUUUAUACCUAAUGUUCUGUUGUUUUUAACUUUAAA
This is a messenger RNA of Salvia hispanica, 1340 nucleotides long. Its product is annotated as protein ORANGE, chloroplastic-like. The record is from RefSeq and is a predicted model, not a curated record. Lineage: Eukaryota; Viridiplantae; Streptophyta; Magnoliopsida; Lamiales; Lamiaceae.